CCCACCCCUCCGGCUCUUCUUCUUCCUCUCCCCCCACCCCGCCCGCCUCCUCCUGCUCGGGACAGGGAGACGUGGUGCGCGCGCUUGGCCGGUCGGGGGCGGGGGGGGGGGGGGGAAGGAGGGCGAAAGGGGAGAGGCGGCGAUGGAUCCUGACCGGGAGAGAAUCGUCCGAGGACGGCGGCGUUGGUGGAUCCUCCGGCGGCUGUGAAGGGGGCGGCGGCGGCGGGGAAAAAGGGGGAUGCUGUCCCGGAAGAAAACGCGCGCCGACCUCUCCAAACCGGGCGAGGUGCAGGGCAAGUACAUGAUCAAGGAGACCAGCCCGUUGCUCCGCAAUCUGAUGCCUUCAUUCAUCCGUCAUGGUCCAACCAUUCCAAGGCGAACGGAUAUCUGUCUUCCAGAUCCAGUGCCUUCUGUCUAUUCGGCAGGUGGGGAUGGAGCCCUUUCCAGACAUCAGAGCUUCCUAAGGACUCCAGUGCAGAGGCCUCCUCAUGAAAUAGUACGGCGGGAAAGCAACAGGCUAUCUGCCCCUUCCUACCUUGCCAGGAGUUUAGCUGAGGUCCCUCGGGAAUAUGGCUUAUCUUCACAGUCAUUUUUAACAGAGGCCAACUCGGUUACUGAAAAUGGAGAUGCUGGAUCUCGUUACUAUUUUGGUCACUUUUAUAAUGAUCAAAGACGACAUCAACUGGGGGAUCAUGUUCAGGAAGAAUAUAGAUACUAUGAACAUAAUACUGACCUCAUCCAACGGAUGUCACAAAAUCAGGGAAGACACAGUUCAGGCAUUGGAAGGGUUGCUGCAACAUCACUAGGAAAUUUAACAAAUCACAGUUCAGAAGAUUUACCUCUCCCUCCUGGUUGGUCAGUAGAUUGGACUCUUAGAGGAAGAAAGUACUACAUAGACCAUAAUACUAACACAACACAUUGGAGCCAUCCACUUGAGCGAGAAGGGCUGCCUCCAGGAUGGGAACGUGUUGAAUCGGCUGAAUUUGGAGUGUAUUAUGUUGACCACAUCAAUAAAAGAGCACAAUAUAAACAUCCUUGUGCUCCCAGCGUCCCCCGUUAUGACCAACCACCUCCUGUGACAUAUCAACCACAGCCAGCUGACAGAAGUCAGCCUAUUCUUGUACCUGCCAAUCCGUAUCACACUGCAGAGAUUCCAGACUGGCUGCAAGUCUAUGCUAGGGCUCCUGUGAAAUAUGAUCACAUACUGAAAUGGGAACUCUUCCAGUUGGCUGACUUGGAUACAUAUCAGGGAAUGCUGAAGUUGCUUUUCAUGAAGGAACUGGAGCGGAUUGUGAAGUUGUAUGAAGCAUAUCGCCAUGCCCUCCUCAUGGAACUGGAGAAUCGCAAGCAAAGGCAGCAGUGGUAUGCGCAGCAGCACAGCAAGAACUUCUGAGCUCCUUUUUUGCUAUGGACAUUGAUGAAGGUUUUUAGAACUCAGAGGGACUUCUUGUUCUCCUUUAAAAAAUUGUGAAUGAGUGCUUUGGUUAAAAAGGCAGCUUCUCUCUGGAUCUUGCACCUUUUGUAAUUAUCUUCUUUGUGCAUCAUGGCUUUUGAAUACAAAAUGUUUGUUGUAUAAAAAGUUAGUUUCCUAUUCUGAAAGCCACUGUUGAGGAAAAAGGCAAAAACAACUUUGUGAUUAUUUUGUCUUUCAUGUUUUUCUAGCAAAUGGUUCUACUUUGAAGAAGCAAAAUUUCCUUUUUCAAAUGGGAAAUGUCAUUGUAUAUUUUUCUUGAAAGUAGGCACAUUUUAAAGAAAUUCUAAUUCCCAUUGCACAGCUGGUGAUUUCACAGGUGGUCUUGUAUCUGGAGGAUAAAGAGAUACUUCUGCUGCAGCAAAUGAACUGUAAAGUUUGUAGCUUUCAUAUACAAGGUAACCACAUAGGGGUUUUUCCUGUGGUUGCCUUGCAGAAUAAUAGUUUUGUUUGAACCAAGCACUUAAUAAAUUACUGCCUUAUUUUGUUCAACUUUGUUCUGAUUUGCUACUGGGCAUUUGUUUGAGGAAAUGUUGUAUGUAGGCUGGUGGAAGCAGUCUGUAGCUUUGAAAGUAUUCCAGGCAAGUAAGGACUGGACCAGCAUUUAACUAUAAACAUGAUGUUGGAGGACUGAGUUGUCUUGGCCAUAUGCAGUACAUUUUAUCAUAAUUAGAGUAGCAGUGAAGAGUUUUAUAAAACAUUUAUUUGGUGGCAAAGUAGUUUUACAUUCACAACUCCAGAGCAACUAAUUAUUUUCAUUCUGAAUUGUUUCUUAUGACUCCUCUGACAUGUUUU
Pseudonaja textilis is the source of this 2266-nucleotide messenger RNA. RefSeq names its product salvador family WW domain containing protein 1 (gene SAV1). The record is from RefSeq and is a predicted model, not a curated record. Lineage: Eukaryota; Metazoa; Chordata; Lepidosauria; Squamata; Elapidae. Gene Ontology annotation, molecular function: protein binding; molecular adaptor activity. Gene Ontology annotation, biological process: positive regulation of apoptotic process; apoptotic process; negative regulation of cell population proliferation. Gene Ontology annotation, cellular component: cytosol.